Messenger RNA from Pristis pectinata (smalltooth sawfish), 561 nucleotides. Its product is annotated as GMP reductase 2-like. The transcript is spliced from 3 exons. The annotation marks the transcript as partial. The record is from RefSeq and is a predicted model, not a curated record. Lineage: Eukaryota; Metazoa; Chordata; Chondrichthyes; Rhinopristiformes; Pristidae. Gene Ontology annotation, molecular function: catalytic activity.
GCGCACUUUAUACCGCCCCGCUCCCGGGCUUGAGCGGCCGCGGCGCGGCGGGGUUGAGGCGCAGGCGCAGACGCAGCGGGACCACCGGGCGGUGGGGGAGAGUCACGUGGUCGCCAAGCCGGCAGGUCACGUGGUGUCCACCCGCCAAGGGCCGGGAGCCGAAGGCGCCAAGGCGGACGGUCACGUGACCAGGAGGAGGAGGGGGCGCCAUUUUGUACCCUCACCCACCCACCCAACAAAAGCCAAAUUACCCCAAAAGACCCAAGGAAAAUGCCCCGAAUAGACAACGACAUUAAGCUCGACUUCAAAGACGUCUUGCUCCGGCCCAAGCGGAGCACGCUGAAGAGCCGCAGCGAGGUGGACCUGAAGAGAACCUUUGUGUUCCGUAACUCCAAGCAGCAGUACAGCGGCAUCCCCAUCAUAGCGGCCAACAUGGACACAGUGGGAACGUUUGAGAUGGCGAAAGCCCUGGCCAAGUUCUCGCUAUUCACCGCCAUCCACAAGCACUACACGCUGGAGGAGUGGAAGGAGUUUGCCGUCAGUAACCCUGACUGUCUGCAG